Messenger RNA from Hydatigera taeniaeformis, 627 nucleotides. Lineage: Eukaryota; Metazoa; Platyhelminthes; Cestoda; Cyclophyllidea; Taeniidae. The record is from the annotation of a GenBank genome assembly.
GCCUGCAAAGAACUACACUUAAUUCAUCUUGCUUCAUUGAACUGCGCGGCUUACACUUUCAAAGUGAGAUUCUUUGGUCUUCACCCUCAAAACAUUGGAAAACUGGGGGACGCCGGUAGCGUGGCCCAUAAUGCAGACGAGCUUCAGGAGGCCUCGUCGGAGUUGAGGGCUGAGGAGGCUGGGGCUGUGAAACCUCAUAUUCCUACCUUUGAAAUCACGGAGAUUGAGUUCAUCACGCAGACGCACAAUACCACGUUUAGUUACUUUGAGCUACUUUCGCGAUUUGUGGCUUUUCUGGCGGCUUUUGGAUUGUUGGCUGGCUUCUGCUUAUCUAUGCGAUCCUUCGAAUGGAAAUAUUGGACUGCUGAACAGAAGUGGACUGUAGUGCUCCUAGUUCUCCUUCUUUUCUUCUACAGUGAGUUCGACUUGAAUGGUUUCGCUUGUACAGCAUCCUCCCUCCUUGUUAUUAAAAUUCCAAGUACUCCACUAAGUGAGGUAAUCGCUUGUUGUAGAUCCGCUCCACCCACUGGUAUAUCUUCUGCCAGGUUGGAUUCCACAGGCUCUGGACGGCUUUUUUCAAGUCUCCUUUUACGCCUUUCUACUCCUCUUCUGGCUGUGUAUCUUUGA